UAAACUAACCAUCACUAAUGGAGAACACAGUUGCAGAGCUUGUGUUCAUCCCUGCACCCGCGGUUGGUCAUAUAAUGUCAACCGUCGAGAUGGCAAAGGUACUCGUGAAAUGUGAUCAAAGACUCUUAGUAACCGUUCUUCUUAUGAACCCUCCUUUCUCCAUCUUGGCUCUCACCACCUACAUCGAAUCAUUGGCUAAAAACACUCGAGAACGCAUACGAUUUGUUCAAGUCCCUCAACAGCAAACACCAUCAAAGCUCGACCCCAAAGCCCCGUUUACUUCCUUCACUGAAUUCAUCAACAGUCAUUGCAAAUCCGUUAGAAAUAUAUUGAAGGACAUGAUAGACCAAACUGGUUCCAGUAUGGUGGUUGGGUUGGUUGUUGACAUAUCAUGCACAGGCAUGAUAGAUGUGGCUAAUGAAUUUAAUCUUCCCACAUAUGUGUACUUCACUUCUAAUGCUGCUUUUCUUGGCUUUAAGUUGCAUUUUGAGACACUAUAUGUGGAUCAGAACCAAGAUCUUAUUGAGCUGGCUAACUCGGAAGCUGAGAUAGUUAUUCCGAGUUUUGUUAAUCCGAUACCUAUGAAGGUUUUUCCAGAUUCGUAUCAGAAACAAGAUGGGUUGGAUUUUCUGAUAUGUGCUAUUGGGAGAAUGAGAAAGGCUAAAGGGAUCAUGGUUAACACGUUCUUGGAGUUGGAAACACACGCAGUGAAGUCGUUUUCUGGCAUAAAUUUCCCUCCAGUGUAUCCGGUAGGACCCGUACUCAAUCUAGACGGUCUAACCGGAAUAGCGAAUGAGAGUGAUGUAUUUAGUUGGUUGGAUAGUCAACCGCCAUCCUCGGUAGUGUUGUUAUGUUUUGGGAGUACGGGUGGUUUUGACGAGGCCCAAGUGAAGGAGAUAGCACGUGGUUUGGAACAAAGUGGUCAUCGAUUUGUGUGGUCACUACGCCGACUGCCUCCACCCGAGCAAUCAUUCCAAGUGCUCCCUGACGAUUAUGAUGACCCACGAGUGGUGUUGCCAGAUGGGUUCCUGGAGCGCACCUCGCGAAUAGGGAGGGUGAUCGGAUGGGCCCCACAGGUGUCGUUGUUGGCACAUGAAGCAGUGGGAGGAUUUGUGUCCCACUGCGGGUGGAACUCGAUGUUAGAAAGCUUGUGGUUCGGUGUACCUACGGCUACAUUGCCUAUGUAUUGGGAGCAACAGAUGAAUGCAUUUGAAAUGGUAGUGGAGUUGGGAUUGGCAAUUGACUUGAAACUUGAUUACAAGAUGAAUGUGCUCAAUUCGGAGGGCAACGUGGUCAUUGUGACAGCAGAGGAGAUCGAGAGAGGAAUAAGUCAACUAAUGGAGAAUAAAGAGGUCAGGGCAAAAGUUAAAGAGAUGAGCAAAAUGAGCAGGGCAACGGUGGCUAAGGGCGGUUCAUCAUAUUCUUCCGUUGGUUACAUUCUUAAAGAAAUCAUGACUAAUAUCAUAUGAGUUUUCUAUAAGAUUAAAUAUAUUAUUGUAGUAUUUAA
Messenger RNA from Helianthus annuus (common sunflower), 1507 nucleotides. Its product is annotated as anthocyanidin 3-O-glucosyltransferase 2-like. Gene Ontology annotation, molecular function: UDP-glycosyltransferase activity. NCBI's taxonomy places the organism in Eukaryota, Viridiplantae, Streptophyta, Magnoliopsida, Asterales, Asteraceae. The record is from RefSeq and is a predicted model, not a curated record. The coding region runs from base 18 to 1469 and encodes 483 amino acids. The transcript has a single exon.